Molecule: messenger RNA, 639 nt
Organism: Raphanus sativus (radish)
Lineage: Eukaryota; Viridiplantae; Streptophyta; Magnoliopsida; Brassicales; Brassicaceae
Product: floral homeotic protein APETALA 1 C
Biological process (GO): positive regulation of transcription by RNA polymerase II
Cellular component (GO): nucleus
Molecular function (GO): RNA polymerase II cis-regulatory region sequence-specific DNA binding; protein dimerization activity; DNA-binding transcription factor activity, RNA polymerase II-specific
Source: RefSeq, a predicted model, not a curated record
UAAAGAAAGAUCCCGAGACUCAAACACAAGUCUUAUUAUAAAGGAAAUAAAGAAAACUUUCCUAAUUGGAUCAUACCAAAGCCUGGGCUCUUCUUUAUCUCUCUUCUCGUAGUUUCUUGUUUUGUUUGGUUCUUUUAGAAGAAAUAGUUUCUUAAAAAAGGGAUCAAAAUGGGAAGGGGUAGGGUUCAACUGAAGAGGAUAGAGAACAAGAUCAAUAGACAAGUGACAUUCUCCAAAAGAAGAGCUGGUCUUUUCAAGAAAGCUCAUGAGAUCUCUGUUCUCUGUGAUGCUGAAGUUGCCCUUGUUGUCUUCUCCCAUAAGGGGAAACUCUUUGAAUACUCCACUGAUUCUUGCAUGGAGAAGAUACUUGAACGCUAUGAGAGGUACUCUUACGCCGAGAGACAGCUUAUUGCACCUGAGUCAGACGUCAAUACGAACUGGUCAAUGGAGUAUAACAGGCUUAAGGCUAAGAUUGAGCUUUUGGAGAGAAACCAGAGGCACUAUCUUGGGGAAGACUUGCAAGCAAUGAGCCCUAAAGAGCUCCAGAAUCUGGAGCAGCAGCUUGACACUGCUCUUAAGCACAUCCGAUCUAGAAAAAACCAACUUAUGUACGACUCCGUCAGUGAGCUCCAAAGAAAG